GGGAGCCAAGAAGAAUUCCUCGUUAGCGAACAGCGCUGGGGCUAGAAGCGACCAAAUAUCCACAUGAUUUUGGAAACAUUUUUACGGACUACUCGUGUGUCCUAAGGGAAUUUAAGUUUUCCCCUCACGCGUUCCCUGGCCGGAUAAGAUCUGUCGUUCAAGUGGCCUUUGAGCUUUGCGUUGUGAUUGGUCCAGAGGAUAAGGGAGAGUGUGUCCUUUCCCACCAAAGAAAUGAGUGUGGGAGAAGGAGGCAGCAACAGCAGUGUGGAACUUGUUCAUCCCUCCUCCCUCUCACGAAACACCAACAGUCUCGGUCCAAGAUGCCCUCUUGCACACGACCCCUGCCCUACUCUUUGGCCCUGAGACUACACUGGGUUCCAUGAACAUGUACAGAGACACAGGGGUGUGUGCCACCCCUCUCUCCCAACCUCUUCCCCCUCCCCAUCUCCGUGUACCCCUCCAUAAUGGCCACUCUUCCCUGGGCGAUCCAGCUCUGCCCCGUGUCUCCGUGCCCAAAAUGGGAGUGCGGGCUCGGAUUGCAGAGUGGCCCCCUCGUAGGGCACUUUCAAGGGAGUCGUUGCUUGAAAAUGGCCAGGGUAGUCAACAUGACCUCAGCAGCCAGGAUGGGCUUACACAUGGGGGUGUGACCAGGUUGCCACAGCGAAGUGUCAGAGAUGAUGACUUCUUUGAGUCAGGAGGUCCGUUGGGGGCUCCAGGCACGCCCCCACGGUUUCGGACUCCGGGUUUUGCUCCAUUACGACAGCGCUCAAACAGUGAGAUUACAUUAAGUGAGCAAGAUGAAACCGAGGUUGAAGGUCGGUUAUUCCGGGAAUAUGGCAGUACCUCUUCCAUCAAUGUACAGGCGGUGUCUGAAGAAAGCUUUUUUGACAUGCUCAGCCAGUUUCAACAGGAGAGACCAGACCAGCGCAGCACAGCUCCUGUCAAGCUUGGAGAGCUUCUCGGUGCUGCGGCUUCUGUAGAUGGACCAACUUCACAUGCUUUCACAUCAACUCCCCGCCCUGGUGACUGCUCAGAAAAUCGUGUACGCAAAAAAAGUGGUGGCAACGAGUCGUCUCUUGGCACCUCUUCCUUAUUCCGAAAACUCCGCAGCUCCAGCCGUGGUGAAACGGAGACUCCACGAGGUGACACAGAUGACAUGCGACUCCCCGAAACAUUGUCUUCCAAACCCUGGCUUUGUGUGCGGAGUUUUGCCCACUAUGAUGCUCAGAGUGUUCUCUUUGACUUGCACGAGGCAGCAGCUCGCCGUAGCUACGCCGCCCAGCGGCGAAACACAGCCACCGGAGCCUCAGCUGCUUCUUCGGCUGCUGUUUCUUUGGCUGUAUCCAGAGCUAUUGCUCUAGGAGGAGUAGAGCCUGCGUUUUCCAGCACUGACGACCUCAGUGUCAGAGACUUAUCAGAAGGAUCAACCCUAGGUCUGGAACACUCAGAUCAGGGCACUUCAGCCAGCGUUAACCCCACCUCACAGCACCAGCUGUUGCUGAGCUGCCCGCACUUCCUCAAUGAGACUGGAAACUAUGGGGAGCGUAAUGUCAGCUUCCUAAGCUCAUGGGCAGAGCGGGGAGAAACUGCAGUGGUGGAGGCCCGGUUGCGUCCACGCUGCAGUAAUGCCAGUGUUUCCAAACUGGAGGUCCCGCCAGAAGUUCAGGCCACAAGGUUAGAGAGACUCCAGCAGCACUGCAUCGAGCAUGUUGAUCUGGGUGCUAGAUACUACAAAGAACACUUCUUUGGGAAAGAGCACUGGAACUACUUUGGUACCGAUGAGAAGUUGGGACCCGUGGCUCUGAGCAUUCGCAGAGAGAAACUGGAUGAUACCAAAGAUUUAAAGGACCAGUACCAGUACCGGAUCAUCUUUCGCACCAGUGAGCUGGUCACAUUGCGAGGAGCGAUUCUGGAGGAUGCGGUUCUUUCCACUGCAAGGCAUGGAACGGUUCGUGGUCUGCCUCUAAAGGAAGUUCUGGAGUAUGUCCUGCCAGAGCUCAGCGUGUCCUGUCUGCGACUGGCUCUCAGCACGCCUAAAGUCACAGAGCAGCUUCUCAAACUGGACGAGCAGGGGCUCAGUCAGAAACACAAAGUGGGCAUCCUACUGUGUCGGGCAGGACAGAGCACAGAGGAGGAGAUGUACAACAACGAAGACGCUUCGCCAGCUUUCACUGCCUUCCUGGAGCUGCUGGGAGAAACUGUCAGUCUGAAGGGUUUCGACAAAUAUGCUGCCCAGCUUGAUACCAAAACGGACUCAACUGGAACACACUCCCUUUAUACCACAUAUCAGGACUACGAGAUCAUGUUUCACGUGUCCACCAUGCUUCCAUACAUGCCCAAUAAUCCUCAACAGCUCCUGAGGAAGAGGCAUAUAGGAAAUGAUAUAGUCACUAUUAUAUUCCAGGAGCCGGGAGCUCUUCCGUUCACUCCACAGAAUAUUCGCUCUCACUUCCAGCACGUGUUUGUCAUUGUCCGUGUGCACAACCCUUGCUCUGACAACACAUGCUACAGUGUGGCAGUGACUCGCAUGAAGGACGUUCCCCCAUUUGGCCCACCUCUCCCUUCAAAUGGUAUGAUGUACCGUGACCCCGCUGCCUUCCGCGCCUUUUUGCUAGCCAAGGUUAUCAACGCUGAGAACGCUGCGCACAAAUCUGAGAAGUUUCACACCAUGGCAACCCGCACACGCCAAGGAUACCUGCGGGACCUGGCAGAGAACUGUGUUUCUACUACACCACUGGACACAGCUGGUAAACUGAACAAUCUCAUCUCCUUGGCCUCCAAACGCAAAGAACGUGUCCGGGCGCGGGAGGGGGCGGAAAUUGGUGCAGCAGGGGCUCUUGUUUGGCGCGUACUUGUGCAGGACUUCAGUGGCGGAGGUGCUGAGCUGCCUUGUGCAUUGGCCAUCUCAAAUGAGUAUGUUGUAUUGGCGGACUGCUCCACCAAAGAGGUGGUGUUUAACUGUUUCUGUGCCGAUGUGAUUGGCUGGACGGCAGAAAGGCUUGCACUGAAGAUUUUCUAUGGCAGAGGAGACCACGUGGCUGUGCGGGUGCCUGAGGGCAGUGCCCAAGAAGUCAGAGAGGUGGUACAGAGACUUAAGGCAUUGACAAUAGGUUGUGAGACUGUUGAUAUGACGUUGAGACGUAAUGGUUUAGGCCAGCUGGGUUUCCAUGUGCGUCUGGAUGGAACGGUGUCUGAGGUAGAGGAAUAUGGUUUCGCCUGGCAGGCUGGACUCCGGCAGGGCAGCCGGUUGGUAGAGAUCUGCAAGGUCGCUGCAGUGACUCUCUCCCAUGAACAGAUGAUUGACCUUCUGCGGACAUCCGUCACCGUGAAAGUGGUUAUCAUACCACCUUAUGAAGAGGGAGGGCCCCGCAGAGGCUGCACGGAGGAGUACGAGAUGAAAAUGAUGGAGCAGAAGGGAGAAGCAGAACAAGUGGCUGCAGGGUAUCGCAGUGGACAACGAACCCCAAUAUGGCGCUGGGACAGCCCCCCUGGUACACACAGCUCCGCCCAGCGCUGGACUCCCAGUGGAGCCCCACCAGCAGUCCCCAGCCGUACACUCAAAUCUCUGGUCCCCAUCCCCUUCAGAGAGCCUCAACAUAUCUCUGCUAAAAGGCCUGUCAGUUAUCCAGAGAACCAUUAUAGUGUGUCUCCCGUUGGUGGGGACAGAGGGUUGGUGUACAGAAACCCUUCGGCUAGUUUCUCCAGUCCAAGCUCUGGGUUCAGCUCAGCCGUACUGGGGGUGCCAGGUCUCAGCGGACCAUUUGUGCGCUAUAAACCCUCUCCAGACAGGUUUGGAUCAGUCCAACGUUCUCUCCAGCCGUUUGACCCACAUGUAACUGUUGAUGUCUCUAGUGGAGAAUCUUCAUCUGGCUUCACUAGCCAAGAGAGUACAAUGGAGCGCAAUAAGUCAGAGCCCAUGUGGCAUGUCCCUGCCUCAUCACGAGGUGUCUCAGUGAGCUCAGCUCAGAGAAGACAGGCCCGACAGGACGUCCAAGGAAAGGACUCUCCAAACCGCCACUCAAAGGGUGAGGCACACUACUCCAGUCACUCUAGCAGUAACACCCUCUCCAGCAAUGCUUCCAGCAGUCACAGUGAUGAGCGCUGGUUUGACGGUGUAGGAGGUGGGGUUUCCGGUGCACUGAGUGACCCCUCAGACCCUGACCCUGACCUAAUGGGCAAAGGAGGGUCCAGUGACAGUGGCAUUGAUGCAUCUCUCUACACACCCAGCCCCAAUACUACAGGAGCCAAGCCCAACCGCAGUCAUGCAGGAACUCCACAUAAACUGCUGCAUAGCUCUGCUACGUACAGCGGCCUGCAAGAGCUGUCAGGAACGGGAGGGAGGAGUGCAGGGGAGGGUCAUCACAGAGAGUCGUCGCCCAUCAUUCCUGCCUUAGCCAGUCAAACCAAGAACUAUCGCACACGCACGUUCCCCCCUCCGGGAUCCGCCAAUGCAGACAGCUUCAAACCAAGGGCCUGCUAUACGCCUCAAGGGUAUAAGACCCCUGCUAUGGCCGAUAAACCCCGGCCUUUCAGAGCUUCAACAGUCACACCCACAUCAGGCUCCACCCAGCUGUCAAGCUCCGCCCCCAAGUCCCUUAGUAAAAGCAAGCAUAGUGCAUGGCAACAGGAGAACAGCACUGCAUCGACCACCAACACUGACAGCAACAGCAGCAAGCAGGUGGAUAUGAAUAGUAAGAACGUGUUUGGACAGCCCAGAUUACGAGCCUCUCUGAGGGACCUGCGCUCUCCACGCAGAUCUCACAAGAGCACCAUUGAGGACGACUUGAAAAAGCUCAUCAUCAUGGACCCUGCAGAGACAUCAUCACGGGAUGCGUCUCCUCAUCGGACCCUGCAACGCACUUUCUCAGAUGAGAGUCUGUGUAGUGGACGGAGAGAUUCUAGUUAUGCAAGCACGCCUCACUUUGAAGGACAGGUCCCACCCAGUGAUCUUCUCUUCACCUGCACACUGCCUAUCCGUCGCCAUGGCCAUAACAACAACCAUGGGGCCCUGAUGCCCAGUAAGAAAGUACCGUUAUCUGCAUCAGAGUUGUCUCUAACUGAGGUGAGGGAUAAGGUGCCACCUCUCAGAAGACUGGACCCUGGACUCAUGCCCCUCCCUGACACUGCCUGUGGCCUGGAGUGGUCCAGCCUUGUCAAUGCAGCCAAAGCUUAUGAAGUGCAAAGAGCUGUUUCUUUAUUCUCAUUGUCUGAGUCUCACGCUGGCGGCAGUGAGUUGAGGCCCGUCAUCAGCCCUGUGCAUUUCCACACACCACAAACUCCCCGCACCACUCCUACUUUCAACAGUGAAGAGCCUACUAAUGACCUGUCUGGGCGUCUGUAUCAUCUGGAAGUCAUGCUGAAACAGCUAAACAAUGAUCUGGAAAAAGAGAAACAAGACAAGGCAGCACUUUUAGCAGAGAUGGCCAAUCUUAGGAACAACAACCAACGUUUGCAAGAGGAAUCUCACUCAGCUAGUGAACAGCUGCGCAAAUUUAGCAAACUCUUAUCCUCUGCCAUACCCGAGAGAAAAUAACUGUCUCGCCCUCUCUUUGUGAACAGAGUGCAUGUUAGACAAAAAGAUGAGAAAAGAUCUUCGCAAACCUGUAUUUUGCCUGAUUUGGUGCAUUUUGUGCCAACCGCUCAUCAAAUUCAUAGUUUCUUAUUGCCCAGUACAGCCACUGUCCUGUUCACCCUCAUCUAAGACAGACGUCAGUGGUGAGCAAUGAAAGUCUGCCAGCUCAAUCUCUCUUACAGCUGACACCACACACAAAACUGUGAGCUUUAUCAAAGUUUGAAGGAGUGAGAGACAGAAUCAUACAGGUCUGCCUGUUGACUUGAGACUGAAAGCCGGUACAGAAGUACAACAUUCUAUUUUAAUAAAACAAACACACAUAAUGAGUCCUACCUUGAAAAAAAGCUCCACAUCAAAAACAGCACUCUGAUUUAAUUCCUUUCAGAACUAUUUUCUCAUUGUAGCUUUAUUUUUGUAAUCAACGAGUCAGAAGACGACUCUUGAGCCAAUAAAACAGAGACACUAGAAAUCUGAGAGUCAGCUCAACAGCCAAAAAAGAAACAUGCAUCAAAGCAGACCUACAAACAUCUACACUUGAGCCAUCUUGUGGGUAAAUUACCUUUCCCAAUAUGCAAUUGGAGCUUUUUAAUGAAAAACAUGGUACUGUCAAUUUUGAGAAGAGGUACAAUGCUCUGGGAUUGACUUGCAGUUAAUAUGCAUCAAGUAUAAAUUACGAGUCACAUACACGCAUGUUCAGGUACAUUAAAGGGUUAGUCUCCCAAAAAUGAAAAUUGCCAUAAUAUACUCACCCUCAUGUUGUUCCAAACCUGUAUGUCUUCUCUCUUUUGUGGAACAGAUGAUAGGCAGAAGUAAAUUUACUGACAGCCUCGUCCACCUUUCACUAUCGUUGUAUGGAAAACAACUCGUAAAUUAUUAUAGCCUUUUCAUUUUUAGGUGAACAUUAAGCCUUUAAAAAUGAAGAAUACACCUGAUUUUGUAAUUUCAUAUUUUUACACACAUUUGAGAGUUAACUUUCAAACUACUGCUCUUAAAUUAAAAAAAGAAAUUGGUAGUCUUUUGCAAGCCGACAUUACUUUCGACAUGUAAUCAUGUGCAGAAUAUGAAAUACAGAUAUCUACAUUUAAAUUUUCACUUGUUAAAAUGCAAAUUCUUGAUAUCAGCAAUAGAAUUACUAGUGUUGUUAUUAGUACUAGUAAUUAAGUUUAGCAAAAACAACUUAAAAUUUUUAUAUAAAUGUGAUGUAAUAUCAGAUAUCUAUAAUGUUAUUUGAACUAUUAUAAAAGCCUUUUUAACAUGUCUUUAAAUACUUUUCAAUGUUUUGAUCUCUGGAAUUAAGAUUGCCACAAGUUAAAACCAAUUAACUGAUAUAAAAUAUUAGCAUUAUUACAAGUUCUAAUUGAAGAUUUAAUGUCAGGAAUGGACAUUUGCACUAGUAACGAUGCAAUUAAUGAUACCAACAUUUUUUCAUCAUCAAUCAUUUUUACUAGUAAGAAGCCCAUAGCUCUAUAUCUGUUUUUUAUUUUAACUUGUAAGAAAUUAAGGAGGGAAUGACAAAUCAUUGUGAAAUUCUACCAGUGAAAAUGCUGUUAUAGAUAUAAAAAAAAUUACAGCUUUUACUAGUUGAAGUUCUAGUAUUUUUUUAUAUCAAUAAUAGACAUUUCUGUGAAUAAUGACGUCAUUUUUACUAGUGCAAACUAAAUACUGAUAACAAGAAUUUGCAUUUUACUAGUAGUAAUUGCAUAGCUGAGAUCAAGAAUGAGCAUUUUAACUAGUACAAAUUGAAUUGCAGAUAUCUGUAAUUCAUACCCUGCAUGAAAUUCAGUGUCCAAAGUGCUUGCAAAAGGUUGGCAUCUCAACCAAUUUGACGUAAGCAUUCACCAAGACUUGCUUCAACUAAUUUUGACUUCACCAAAAAUGGACUUCUUAAGAAUUUUUGCAUUUGUAAACAUGCAGUCCCAUUGGGAUUAUAGCGACUGAAACUCCACUGCAAUAAUGGCUCUGUAGAUCUCCACUCCACCAAUCUCUAGAUUUCAAUUAAGUGUUUGGGGAAAGAAACAUGAAAAGGAGAUUCCCCUCCACUUACAAACCUUGUAGUGGAAAAGACAUGACCAGUGACGGCAACCGCUACUAAAACUGUGAUGUUACACCCAAGUCUUUGAUAAUUUCCUCUGUGCAUGGACAUCAGUCAGUCAUUAAGUGACAUGAUGAGUCAUGUGACAGGAAAUGUCAUUUGCUUUUUAUGUAUCGUUUUGGUAUAGCACUGUGUUGUAAACUUGGGCUGUUCUGUAAAAUUUAGACACUGUAUAUAUGCAAAGCCAACUCUAAGAAAAACUUCUAAUUAGCUGUGUUCCAUACAGACUAUUUUUCUAUUUGUAUUGUUUUUAGUUCAGGUUUAUCAGGUGAAAUGACUGUUGGGCAGUAGAUGGCUGUUUUCAACUUCUAGACAGAGCAUCAAGUUUACAUAGUAAAAGACCUCUUUAUCCUUCACACUGUAGUUAGCUACAUGCUCUGUGAAAUCUUAAAGAGGCCUUAAAGAAGUUUUCUCCCACUUAUUAUAGUGUAUGAGUUUGGGUUACUGGAACAACAAUCAGAAUGAAUCUAAUGUGGUUUAUCAUGUACUCCAUGCUAUACUGUGCAUGUUUGCCUUAAGAGUGGUCAGAGAGUCUAUCUUUGACCGGUGAUGUGACUCAUAUCAACUCUCUCCAUCCCUUUAAACUGAUCCAACUGGAAAAUAUAUCUCCUCCUCUCUCAGGACCCACAAACUGCCCUCUCAAUGACCUGAUGUAUUCCUUUUAAUUCUGAACUAUUUAUUAAUGUCAAUGUAAAAGCACUGCUGCAGUAGGUUAUCUUUUAUUGUAUUAGUUGUUUCUGUCAUUUUGGCUGUAAGUGAAAAUCUUAUGUCUGUUCUCAGACCCACUCAAAAACAACCAUAUACAUGCCUAUGAAAGUAACUAGCAUAGAAAAUGCAAAUAUUAUUAUUGUUUUUUUUAUGCAGCGAGUAAAUAUAAAAACUGUUGGCAUUCAUUGCAGGAUCCCUUAGAGCUGUUUAGUAGUGUAGUUGUACAUAGGGUGAUUUUUAUAAAGCUUUGAACUGCUAAUAGUUAACAUUACUUGUUUCAUCUCAUCAUAAUUUAUGAAAAAAUUAAACACGUUAAAGAUUAUUCAAAUCAAUGUACAAUUCAUGUUGGAAUUUUUCGUUUUACAGCAUCAACCUGGACUUCCACAAUCUGAUCAUGCAUUUCUGCCUAUCAUAUUGUAAUAAGCUCAUUUGUCUCAUUGCUGUGACUACAUGAACUUCACCCACUGUUUUUCUGUCAUUGAAGUGGGAGGUUCUUCAGAUUCCAGUGUCUCACUCAGUUCUGGGUGUCAUUAUUUACACCAUGGAUUGUCUGAUUUCUGUUUGUAUAUUUGAUAGUUGGAUGGUGUUUUUUAUUUUAUUUUUUAUUAUUAAAUUUGUUCUUUUAUUUUAAAAGCUAAAUAUGAGUAAUAUACUUGUGAAAACAUCUAUGUGCAUCUGUGUUGCGCAUUCAAAAAAUCAUAGCAAAUUAUAUAGUCCAACUGUAAUAUCUGAAGGUUUAUUUCGUGUAAUAUUUUGACUAUUUAUUUUUUUUUGUUUUUUUAAUUCAUAAAGACAAUUUCAAGGUGAAAAUACAAGAUUACAGAUUUGGUAAGAUUAUUUGGAGGGUACUGAGUUUUUAUAUAUAUAUAUAUAUAUAUAUAUAUAUAUAUAUAUAUAUAUAUUAGUUUGUCCUUAUUUUGUUUGAUUGAUCUCUUGUACAAAGAUGAUUUUAUGAUUUCUUUUAACCUUAUUGUCAGUCUUAAUUUUUCAGUUUCUAUUAGCAUUAUGCAUGAGACAGUGGCUCCAAUGCCUCGAUUAACUAUCGAUAACUGAUCAAUCUUUGGGUUGGUUUAUCAAUGA
This is a messenger RNA of Xyrauchen texanus (razorback sucker), 9452 nucleotides long. Its product is annotated as signal-induced proliferation-associated 1-like protein 3. The coding region runs from base 380 to 5533 and encodes 1717 amino acids. The transcript has 21 exons. Gene Ontology annotation, molecular function: GTPase activator activity; protein binding. Gene Ontology annotation, biological process: epithelial cell morphogenesis; establishment of epithelial cell polarity; regulation of small GTPase mediated signal transduction. Lineage: Eukaryota; Metazoa; Chordata; Actinopteri; Cypriniformes; Catostomidae. The record is from RefSeq and is a predicted model, not a curated record. Gene Ontology annotation, cellular component: cytoplasm; plasma membrane; Golgi apparatus.